AUGCCAGUCGAUUGCAACGAUCCCCAUCUAGAACUUUCGGAAGAAUUCUUCAGGUUUAUAUUGUGUGUAUCUAAUCAGUUGUCCGGUUGUCCAAAUCAAAUUAUCAUAAUGCAACGUCCAUCACAAAAUUCCGGCUACCCAAGCAUGCCCACUAUGCCAGGACAGAUGCCGCCCAAUCCCGGGUAUGGAAUGCCCAUGCAGCCUGGACCUGGUUUCCCGCCCGGUCAGGUCCCACCACAGAACAUGCCACAUAACGCAUGCUUCAUGCCAGCAGCUACAAUCCGGAAAAUAAGCAACACGACCCCGCCACGUUUCGAUCCCAGUUUUCAGCCAAAAUAAUUUGUUAAGCCGAAUCUCUCUUGUAACUACAUGAAUAGUAAUACAUAAUGAUAAGCCGUAUUUAUAUUAUAUUUAGAUUUUCAAUGUAAAGCAAUUGAUAAAUAAUAUAUAAUGUAAACGAACAUCGAUCGAUAUUUAUUGCAAGUCGGUGAAGCGUAAUUAAGUUUAAUAUUAAAUAUAAUAAAUAUUU
Molecule: messenger RNA, 529 nt
Organism: Bombyx mandarina (wild silkworm)
Lineage: Eukaryota; Metazoa; Arthropoda; Insecta; Lepidoptera; Bombycidae
Source: RefSeq, a predicted model, not a curated record